This is a messenger RNA of Marchantia polymorpha subsp. ruderalis, 2380 nucleotides long. NCBI's taxonomy places the organism in Eukaryota, Viridiplantae, Streptophyta, Marchantiopsida, Marchantiales, Marchantiaceae. The record is from the annotation of a GenBank genome assembly.
GAGAGAGAGAGAGAGAGAGCAAACAGGACUGGAAUGUGUCUAGAACAGUCCAGCAAAGGAAGUGGAGUGUGCACCAAGACAAAGUUUGAAACAAUGCUCAGAGAGACAGGAUCUUUUACCUGCAAGAGAUUGGGCAAGCGUGGCGCAAGGGGAGCGUCAGAGACGCUGUGCAGAGUUUCGUGAUUUCUCUUGGGCCCUUUUUGUACACAGGGACAAGUGGUCAUCGAGUGGUUGAUUGCGUUGGGUGUCCUGGAAAGAGUGUUUCUCGAGCGUAGCCCAGAGCGAGAAUCCUUCAUUCUGAUUCUGUUUUUUGUCAGGAUGAACAAAGUAUUGCCGAGCCUAAGUCAGUGAUCGAAGUGAACAUUGACACAAUUAUCCGACAUCUUAACAAAAUAGUAGCGAGGGAAAGCGAGAAAAAACCAUGUCAGUGACAAUGAUGUCUUCCGCUUCCGCCGCAGCCUCUCGCCUCGUCCCCGCUUUGCGUGUACCGGAGGAAUUGUGUUCAAGUUGGAUAAGAGGUGCUGGAUGGACGAGCGCAUCCUACAGAGGUCGUCUGGAUAGAGAGGUUGUUCAGAGGGGCCAGUGCUCAAGCCAAUCGUUAGCUGUCCGGGCAGUUUCAACUACAACUAAGACUUCUAGUGGCCCCGCAACCGAUCAAAGUGAAAGACUUGCAAAGCUCAACGAGCUUCUGGUUGAGGUGGCGAAAACUGCAGCUAACACGGGCCCUAGAGGCGCCGUUCGACUCGCUCAAGGCCUGGAGGCAGUGGCAACUGUCGGUGCCGAAUGGCUUUUGCAGCAAACACAAGGUGCACAAAUAGCUGUAAAUGCAAGAUCCCCUUUCGCAUUAGACCCACCUGGUCCGAAACAACUGCGGAAACUUUUCGAGAAGCUUGGUGCAACCUACAUCAAGCUCGGCCAGUUCAUUGCGUCAGCACCUACUUUAUUCCCUGCUGAGUACGUAAAAGAGUUUCAGAGCUGCCUUGAUAAAACUCCGCCAAUUUCUUUCAAUCAAAUUAAAGCAAUCAUUCGACAAGAUCUUGGCCGAUCGCUCGAGGAUGUGUACGAAUAUAUCGACCCAGAACCUCUUGCAUCAGCUUCAAUUGCACAAGUACAUGCGGCAAGGCUGAAGGAAAGCCAGAAAGAUGUGGUCAUAAAAGUUUUGAAGCCAGAUGUUGAAGAUACUCUGACAGUAGAUCUCAACUUCAUCUACAUCACUGCGAAAGUGUUGGAGUUCCUUAACCCACAAUUAAGUCGGACCUCUUUGGUGGCGAUAGUGGGUGAUAUUAGAGCGUCCAUGUUGGAGGAAGUAGACUUUAGGAAGGAGGCCAUGAAUAUUGAGGCCUUCAGAAACUACUUAGAGGCUACUGGUUCUACUCGUUUGGCCACUGCUCCCUAUGUGUAUCGCCAUUGCAGUUCUCGGAGGGUGCUUACAAUGGAGCGCUUCUUCGGAGCACCAUUAUCGGACUUGGACUCCAUACGAUCAAUUGUUCCGAACCCGGAAGCUACACUAAUCAACGCACUUAAUGUUUGGUUCGGCAGUUUAAUUGCAUGUGAGACUUUUCACGCAGAUGUUCAUGCAGGAAAUUUACUCGUAUUGAAAGACGGCCGUAUCGGCUUCAUUGACUUUGGUAUUGUGGGCCGAAUUUCCCCAGCAACGUGGGUAGCCAUGGAGACGUUUUUGAACUCUAUUGGCAGCAAUCAGUACCCGGCAAUGGCCAAGGCACUAGUGACAAUGGGUGCGACUGCUGAAAUAAUAGAUAUCGACAGUUUCGCAAAGGAUUUAGAAAAAAUCUUCACUGCCGUUGGGGAUCUGGACUCUGAUGUCCUUAUAACAGCAGCUGGAUCACCUGGUGGGCCGGCAACGGUAGCUGCGUCGAUGGCCUUUGAUGAGCAACAAGUUAAUGCCCUACUGUUAGAAGUGAUCCGGGUUAGUGAAAGCUAUGGGUUGCGAUUUCCACGAGAAUUCGGGCUUCUUUUGAAACAACUUCUCUACUUCGACCGUUAUACUCGUCUGCUAGCACCCGGCCUUAAUGUCUUCGAGGACGACAGAGUCCAAAUAGCAUCCAGCCGUGACACAACUUACUUCACCUAAUUCUGCCCCUCCCUUUGGCAGCAACCAAUCUGGCCUCCUUUAAGACCUUCAGAUGUUCUUCUAUCAUGUACAUUACAAAAGCUUUCAACCUAUCACUUACGAGAAGAAGCUGUUCGCAAAGUGCGAUGAGCUCACCUUUACUUGGUAAGCACGACUUGUGUCAUAUAUCUUCCUCUCCCAUGACAGCUCAAAGUAUCUCCUCAUGGUUCCCACUUCAUCGCUACUUCACACACUCUUGAAGAGCUCUCAUGGGCAUGGACAUGUUCUGUAAAAAUUUAACUUCUCCAC